GUAAAGAUGAUAGGAGCGGUGCUGAGCACCGUUUUAACCGGGCUUUUGGCCCUGCUCGUUUACCAGAGGGUCUUUUAUCCCUUCUUCUGGGCGGACUUGAUUUAUUACCUCAAACUCCGGAGGUACAAGCGGACGGUGCAAGCUCGCGUGCAGCGAGGAGUCAUCACGUACCUCGACUGUUUUGUGCAGCGGGCACGGAGGAGUCCCACGAAGCCUUUCAUCAUCUUUGAGGAGCGGACACUGACGUACCGGGACGUGGACGGAAGAAGUAACCGGUUCGCGAGAGCUUUGGGAGCAGGCGGCUCUUUGAAGCAGGGCGGCUCUUUGAAGCAGGGCGGCAUUGUUGCUCUUUUGAUGAGCAACGAGCCGGACUUUGUGUGCGCGUGGCUGGGGCUGUGUAAACUCGGCUGCGAGGUGGCCUUCAUCAACACUAAUGUCAAAGCCAAGUCUCUGCUCCACUGCCUCCGGAGCUGUGGAGCCAGGACGCUUGUUGUCGGAGCAGAUUUGGUGCAUUUAGUGAAGGAGGUGCUGCCUGAUCUGAAACAGGACAACACAGAUGUGUGGGUGGUGGAUUACACAUCUGCGGAGUUCAACACUUUGUUAGAUAAAGUGGAAAAUGUUUCUGGAGAAACUCUAGAGGACAUCCCAAAAGUUAACAUCAUGUCCAACUUCCUGUUGAUUUUUACCUCUGGCACCACAGGUCUCCCAAAGGCAGCCCGUGUUGGUCACCUGAAAGCCAUCGGCAGCAUGGCCUUCUUUGACAUGUGUGGCGCAACGUCUGAUGACAUCAUUUACAUUACUCUCCCUCUUUACCACAUGUCUGCCUCUCUCUUAGGGAUUGGAGGAUGCAUACACCUUGGUGCAACAUGUGUGCUGAGAAAGAAGUUCUCCGCCAGUCACUUUUGGAAGGAUUGUCUGCGACACAAUGUGACGGUGGUGCAGUACGUCGGCGAGCUGUGUCGAUACCUGCUUAAUCAUCCCAAGGUUCCAGAAGAAAAAGCCCACUGUGUUUGGUUGGCAGCAGGAAGUGGCCUCAGGUCGGAUAUAUGGAAAAAGUUUAUGACCCGGUUUAGUAUUCGUACAAUCAGGGAGGGUUACGGAUUGACUGAGACCAGCAUCGGCUUCCUCAACUACACCGAUGAGGUCGGGCCAAUUGGGAGGGCCAGCUACUUCAACAAGCUUUCUAUGCCUUUUGAGCUUUUGAGAUAUGAUCCACAAACCUACGAGCCAGUUCGAACAAACUCUGGAAGAUGCAUUCAAGCUCAGAAAGGAGAGGUGGGGAUCUUGGUUACUCCGAUGACUGCAAUGAACCAGUUCCUGGGCUAUGCUGGGAACAAGGAGGGGUCUGAGAAGAAGCUGCUACGAGAUGUGUUUAAAGUUGGUGAUGUCUACUUCAACACUGGAGAUCUGCUGCUCUGUGAUCACAGGGACUUCCUGUACUUCCAUGACCGGAUUGGAGACACGUUCAGAUGGAAAGGAGAGAAUGUAUCUACCACAGAGGUGUCAGAGGUGUUGGGUCUUCUUGAUUUUAUCCAGGAGGCCAACAUCUACGGAGUCUCUGUACCAGGAUAUGAAGGUCGAGCAGGAAUGGCUGCUAUUGUGUUAAAACAGGAUCUCGAGCUGGAUGGGAAGAAACUCUAUGAGCGUUUAUUGAAAGCUCUGCCUCCGUAUGCGUGGCCCCGCUUCCUCAGAAUACAAACAAGUGUGGACGUCACGGACACCUUCAAACAGCAGAAGCUGAAACUGGUCCGAGAUGGUUUUAAUCCAGAUGUGACGCAGGAUCCUCUGUAUUUCUUAGAUGUCUCUCAGAAAGAUUACAUUCCUCUGACUUCAGCUCUAUAUCAAGACAUUGUGUCUGCAGCAACCAGUUUGUGA
This is a messenger RNA of Nematolebias whitei (Rio pearlfish), 1875 nucleotides long. Its product is annotated as very long-chain acyl-CoA synthetase. The transcript is spliced from 10 exons. NCBI's taxonomy places the organism in Eukaryota, Metazoa, Chordata, Actinopteri, Cyprinodontiformes, Rivulidae. Gene Ontology annotation, molecular function: long-chain fatty acid-CoA ligase activity; long-chain fatty acid transmembrane transporter activity. The record is from RefSeq and is a predicted model, not a curated record. The coding region runs from base 7 to 1875 and encodes 622 amino acids.